AUGGCUUGUUAUCGUAUAUCAUACCAAAAAGUUCACGCCUGUUGGAGGACAUUGUAUUCGAGCUGGAAACCAAAUGGUUUAGUCAGUAAGAGUUUUUUCUGUAAGUUGAGUAGUUUCGGAUGUUCGACGAGGAAAUACUGUUCUUCCAUCCCGUGUAAAAGGGAUUUUCGUGGAGGGCGUCAUAGCUUGAAUUCUGGAGUUUGUGGUGUUGUGCGCCCUUUCUCUUCUACUGCUAUCAGUACAUCUGCUCAAACUGCAGAAGCAAUUGACGAAAGUACAAUAUCGAAUUCUGCUACAAGUGACUAUGAGCAGACAACCAUGACUCCGUCAAAUGGCAGAGUAAUGCUUAUAGAUGGCACUUCAAUCAUAUAUAGAGCAUAUUACAAACUUCUUGCAAAACUGCACCAUGGUCAUCUUUCACAUGCUGAUGGAAAUGGAGAUUGGGUCCUCACUAUUUUCAGUGCAUUGUCUCUGAUAAUUGAUGUAUUGGAAUUUCUCCCUUCACAUGUAGCGGUAUGCCUCCUCCUAUCAUGCCUGAAUUUCCGCCACACUCUAUAUCCCGCUUAUAAGAGCAACCGGCCUCCAACCCCGGAUACAAUCGUGCAGGGCCUUCAGUACUUGAAAGCAUCCAUUAAGGCUAUGUCCAUCAAAGUAAUUGAGGUCCCAGGUGUUGAAGCUGAUGAUGUAAUUGGGACCCUGGCCGUGAGAAGUGUCAAUGGUGGAUUCAAGGUACGAGUUGUCUCCCCAGACAAAGACUUUUUCCAAAUUCUAUCUCCUUCGUUGCGUUUAUUGCGGAUUGCUCCUCGUGGAUUUGAGAUGACCUCUUUUGGGAUGGAAGAUUUUGCUAUGAAAUAUGGAGACUUGGAGCCAUCUCAAUUUGUAGAUGUAAUCUCACUUGUUGGAGACACUUCUGACAAUAUACCAGGAGUUGACGGGAUAGGGGAUGUGCAUGCUGUUCGACUGAUUACAAAAUUUGGGACAUUGGAAAAUUUGUUGGAUUGUGUUGAGCAAGUUGAUGAGGAGCGAAUUAAAAAGACACUGAUAUCAAACUCUGAGCAGGCAAUUCUGAGCAAAAAUCUUGCUAUGCUGCGGUCUGAUCUCCCCUUCUAUAUGGUUCCAUUUACCACGGAUGACCUGGGUUUUGUCAAACCAGAGGACAAUGGUGAGAAAUUCACUAGCCUCUUGACUGCCAUCAGUGCUUAUGCUGAAGGGUUUUCAGCAGAUCGUAUAAUUAGAAGGGCCUUCUAUUUGUGGAAGAAGCUCGAAAAAAAAUGA
Molecule: messenger RNA, 1275 nt
Organism: Striga hermonthica
Lineage: Eukaryota; Viridiplantae; Streptophyta; Magnoliopsida; Lamiales; Orobanchaceae
Source: the annotation of a GenBank genome assembly